GUGAACGCAGCAUGACGCCGUCCGCGGUGGCUCGUUACAUUAUCAGCCGGAGUGGCAGCGGACAGCAGAGAGGGGAUCCCCGGGAUUUUUUUUUUUUUUACGCCGAAGCCACCGCGUUACUAACAUCAAACAUCUGAACAUCGCGUGGGGGGAAACUCGGCCAAGCAUCCUCCUAGACUUCGGUGAGAGCAGCCAUGUCAGAGGAGGCGGUGCGUCAAACGCGCAGCCAGAAGCGGGCUCUGGAGAAGGACCACGUGGCUCCCCUGGAGCCCCCGGAGGACGCGGACAGCAAACGGGUCAAGCUGGAGAAGGGCGACGCGGCGGGAGCGCCCCUCCCGGCCGCGGCGGGAUCCGGGGAUGAGGGCGACAAGCCGAGCAGCGAGCACGCCGCCCGGGUCCCGGCCAGCAUCCUGAAAGCUGGGGAGGUGAAGGCCACCAUCAAAGUGGAGGUGCUGACCGGAGACGAGCCCGUCGACAUGAGCACGUCCAAGAGCGACGUGAAGAGUGAGCGGCAGCCGGCGUCGCCGGAUGAUGUCAUCGUGCUGUCGGACAACGAGUCGUCCAGCCCUCUCAUGAACGGCCACUGCUUCUCCAAGACCGACACGGAUAAACUCAUGAAGAGUUCUCCUGAGGAGAGGGAGUGCAUCAUCAAACAGCUGAAGGAGGAACUGAGACUCCAGGAGGCCAAGCUGGUGCUGCUCAAGAAACUGCGACAGAGCCAGAUCCAGAAGGAGAGCAAUGUGCAGAAGUUGGGUGGCGCUGCGGCCACUCCUCCUCCUCUGGUGAGAGGUAGCAUCACAUCCAGCAAAGGACCCCUCCAGGUGACCGGUCGAAGCUCGGGCACGGUGAUCCCUCCUCCUUUGGUGCGGGGAGGGCAACACAUGCCGUCCAAACAAAACUCUCAGAUAGUCAUGCCACCCCUGGUCAGAGGGGCCCAGCCCAUCGCAGUGACUCCCCAGCAGAUAGCCAGUCUACGCCAGCAGCAGCAUCAGCACAGCGGCUCGGGGCCCCCGCCGCUCCUGCUGGCUCCCAGGGCCUCUGUGCCCAAUGUCCAGGUUCAGGGCCAGAGGAUCAUUCAGCAGGGACUCAUCCGGGUGGCUAACGUGGCCAACAAUAAUGUCAUGGUCAACAUCCCGCAGGCCUCUCCGACCAGCCUCAAAGGCUCUUCAGUGUCGCCCAACUCCAACCUCAACGACUCCCCGGCCAGCCGGCAGGCGGCCGCCAAGCUCGCCCUGCGCAAGCAGCUGGAGAAGACGCUGCUGGAGAUCCCCCCGCCCAAGCCCCCGGCCCCCGAGUUCAACUUCCUGCCCUCGGCGGCCAAUAACGAGUUCAUCUACUUGUUGGGGCUGGAGGAGGUGGUGCAAAAGCUUCGGGAGAUGCACGGCAGGGGUAAUCUGGGCUCGGCCGCCGCCAUUGCCAGCUGCAUUCCCAAAGAGCCAUACACGUGCGCCCAGUGCAAGACGGACUUUACGUCCCGCUGGAGAAAGGAGAAGGCCGGGACCGUCCUCUGUGACCAGUGCAUGUCGUCCAAUCAGAAGAAGGCCCUGAAGGCCGAGCACACCAACCGGCUGAAGGCGGCCUUCGUGAAGGCCCUGCAGCAGGAGCAGGAGAUCGAGCAGCGCAUCCUGCAGCAGGCGGCGUCCUCUUCGUCCUCCUCCACUAAAUCCACCUCCUCCCCCUCGCUGUCCAAGAGCGAGGUGCUGGUGUCCCAGCAGUACAAGCACGUCCGGGCCGCCAUGCAGCACCGGUCCGUGCCGGCGCACCACGGCCACAAGCAGUCUCACAUGUCACACAACCUCCAGUCGAUGGGCGCCCGCGGCGUGGCCCACUCCUUCACCUCCUCCUCCCAGCUGCAGAGCGCGAUGGCGGCGGCGGCGGCCCAGCUGGGCGGCAGGGCGGGCAAGCACGCUGCGGCGCGCCCGCUGCAGCAGGGGGCGAAGGUCAGCGCCGGCGGCAGUAACCAGGGCAACGUGGCCGUCUGGAAGAAGCAGAGCGGCGGCAACACGGGUGUGACCAUGGCCUACGUGAACCCCAGCUUGUCUGCCCACAAGACCAGCUCCGCCGUGGAGCGCCAGCGGGAGUACCUGCUGGACAUGAUUCCCUCCCGCUCCAUCUCCCAGGCUGCAAACACAUGGAAAUAAUGCAAUAUAUAAUACUAUUACCCCCCCCCCCCCCCCCCC
Gasterosteus aculeatus aculeatus (three-spined stickleback) is the source of this 2180-nucleotide messenger RNA. RefSeq names its product GATA zinc finger domain containing 2Ab (gene gatad2ab). Gene Ontology annotation, biological process: negative regulation of transcription by RNA polymerase II. Gene Ontology annotation, cellular component: NuRD complex. Lineage: Eukaryota; Metazoa; Chordata; Actinopteri; Perciformes; Gasterosteidae. The record is from RefSeq and is a predicted model, not a curated record. Gene Ontology annotation, molecular function: sequence-specific DNA binding; zinc ion binding.